UUCAUCUUAAAAAUUAUUCAUCAUGGAUCUUGAUUUUUCUUCAAAAUACAGCGAUCGCAGUCAAGCAGAGUUUAAUCCUUAUCGAUGCGGGACUUGCGGGCGCGUAAAUUCAUCAUUAAAAACCUGUAGCGGUUGUCGUUUGAUAUCAUUUUGCUCCGUGGACUGUCAAAAGAAAUAUUGGAAGGUACAUAAGCCACUUUGUAAGGCAGUGAGCAAAAUUUUGACCUCCCGUGGUAAAGCUACGAUCUUUGAUGUGCAACGUUUGGAGCUCGAAGAUGACAUGACUGACAAGGAAAAGUUUGCCAUGAGCUAUUGGCAGUUAAUGUUCAAGAUGCGGGAGUAUUUGGGAAGAAAUUUAGACUUUGAAGAGCGAUUGCUCUUUACGUUUCCGAAAUACUGUGAAGUUUGUUACGAAACGGAUCCUUUCAAGCUAAAAACAUGUUCGGGAUGUAAAAAUUCGUCAUUUUGCAAGACAGGCGAUUGUCAAAUGAAGGCAGAAGCUGAUCCAAAUAUCCAUGAAAAAUAUUGCCCUGAGAAAAAACUCGCUUUUAUGUGUCGUCGUGACUUUAAAUUCAAAGAAAUUUUCAAAAGCUUACCGGAAACGAUGGAUUUCGGCGAAUUCCUCGCAAAUAACCCUGAAUGUAAUCUUUUUACACUCAUUGAGAAGGUUGCUGAUAAGAAAUUUGUUCGUCGUCCCGAAAAUAUCAAACAAAUGGAGUCCUAUUCAACUGUAUGUCAAUUUAACUUCACAGCAACGAUCAUUUAUGCCUUGCACAAAGCUCGUCUUUUGCAUCCCGAUCGCGAAAUGCUCAAAAUUCAUCUUGUCGGAGUUCAAAACGAGAUUUCACAGUUUUGCAAGGAGACAAUGGGACUAUUUUUUGUCUUUCUGCCGCACUUGCAAUCCAUCAAACUCGCUUUAAUUGGUCCGGAAAUGGAUGUUCCGGGAGUUGGAAAGCAAGAAAUCGACUUUUUCGGGAGAAGCGUUGAAAUUUCCUACCAUCCAAUGUUCUAUGAGGACUUUUCCGGAGACAAACCUGACCUCAUCAUGUGUCUCAAUAGCGGAUUUAACGAUUACAGUUGGGGCAAGACGCCAGUUCCGCAUAUGAAAAGGCAUUAUGUUGUCUUUCCAGGCACUCCGGAUACCGAUUGGGUGCGUGGCAUGAAGAAAAUCCUCAAGCAAAAGGUCCCGUUUGCCUUUACGACGUUCAUUGCGGCGGAAAUUUACGACGAUGCGUGGUUUGUGAAGCGAGUUGCCGAAAAAAUGAACGUUUAUCGCGAUUUGGUAGGCGUUGAAAUUGGUAAAAAUCCGUUUCAGGACUUGAAACCUUUUUUGCAUACGGAUUUUCUGACGGAUGAGAAGCUUUUGUACGCAAAUCAGAGAAUUUGCGUGAUGAAUUGGAAGGAAAAUAUCGGCGAAGAAUUCGUUGAACUCAAAAAAGAGUUUGAAAAGAUACUUUUGAGCAAUUAAUUUGUGAUUUUUUGCCCUUUUAGAUUUUUUUUUAUAUUUUUAUGACAAAUUAAAAGGAUUUGACCUU
Molecule: messenger RNA, 1535 nt
Organism: Culicoides brevitarsis
Lineage: Eukaryota; Metazoa; Arthropoda; Insecta; Diptera; Ceratopogonidae
Exons: 2
Coding region: 23-1468 (481 amino acids)
Source: RefSeq, a predicted model, not a curated record